GCAGCAGUCUGAGGGGCUCCCGGAUCUUGGUGAGUCCGGGCCGGGGAGACCGGGCGAUGGACCGAUUGGGGGGUGCAGCAGGUCGUUGGGCUGGGGAGAUGUUCCGAACGGCAAUCAUGAUGGCUGCUAGCCUGGCUCUGACAUCGGUGGUAGUGGCUCAUGCCUAUUACCUGAAGCACCAGUUCUACCCAACAGUGGUGUAUCUGACCAAAUCCAGCCCCAGCAUGGCAGUUCUCUACAUUCAGGCUUUCGUUUUGGUUUUCCUCCUGGGCAAAUUCAUGGGGAAAGUGUUUUUUGGCCAGCUCCGAGCAGCAGAAAUGGAGCACCUACUUGAGAGAUCAUGGUAUGCGGUCACGGAAACUUGCCUGGCCUUCACCGUCUUCAGAGAUGACUUCAGUCCCCGCUUUGUGGCCCUCUUCACCCUCCUCCUGUUCCUCAAGUGCUUCCACUGGCUUGCUGAGGACCGGGUGGACUUUAUGGAGAGGAGUCCAAACAUCUCCUGGCUCUUUCAUUUCCGCAUAAUCUCUCUGAUGCUCUUGUUGGGCGUCCUGGAUUUCCUGUUUGUCAGCCAUGCCUACCACAGCAUCCUCACCCGGGGAGCCUCCGUCCAGCUGGUCUUUGGGUUUGAGUAUGCCAUCCUCAUGACCAUGGUGCUCACAAUCUUCAUAAAGUACAUUCUGCAUUCAGUCGACCUGCAGAGUGAGAAUCCAUGGGACAACAAGGCCGUCUACAUGCUGUACACGGAGCUCUUCACAGGCUUCAUUAAAGUGCUGCUGUACAUGGCCUUCAUGACCAUCAUGAUUAAAGUGCACACUUUCCCUCUCUUCGCCAUCCGGCCCAUGUACCUGGCAAUGAGGCAGUUCAAGAGAGCUGUGACUGAUGCCAUCAUGUCACGCCGCGCCAUUCGCAACAUGAACACUCUAUACCCUGAUGCCACUCCAGAAGAGCUUCAGGCCAUGGAUAAUGUGUGCAUUAUCUGCCGGGAGGAGAUGGUGAUGGGUGCAAAACGCCUGCCAUGCAACCACAUAUUCCACACCAGCUGCCUGCGUUCCUGGUUCCAGCGGCAGCAGACCUGCCCCACCUGCCGCAUGGACGUCCUCCGUGCCUCCCUCCCCACUCAGUCCCAAACGCCACCCGAGCAACAGGAGCAAGCGCAGCAGCAGCAACAGCAGCCACCGCAGCACCAUACUCCACUGAUUCCCCAGCCGCCUAACUUCCCCCAAGGAAUCCUGCCGCCGUUUCCUCCUGGGAUGUUCCCUCUCUGGCCUCCCAUAGGUCCAUUUCCUCCAGUGCCUGGUGUCCAGCCACCCAACAAUGCAGAGAAUCCCUCUGCUGCUUCCAGUGCACCCUCCACUUCAGGCAUUCAGACAACAGCGAGUACCUCGAGACCUGGUGGUGAUUCAGCAUCUGGAUCUGACACUGCCCCUGUGGGAGCAGUGCCUGGCUUUCCCUUCCCUCCCCCGUGGAUGGGAAUGGCAUUGCCACCUCUAUUUGGCUUCCCUCCCAUGCCUGUGCCACCCGCCGGGUUUGCUGGGUUGACAGAUGAAGAGCUCCGUGCCAUGGAAGGCCAUGACCGGCAGCAUCUGGAAGCCAGGCUCCAGUGUCUGCAGAACAUCCACACGCUCCUAGAUGCAGCCAUGUUACAGAUAAACCAGUAUCUCACCGUUCUGGCGACCAUUGGGUCACCCCGUCCUACGCAGCUGCCAAGCUCCCUAAACACUUCGACCUCCUCUCAAGAGACACCCACCAGAGAAUCCACCACUUUCAAUUCACCUGACAGUACCUCUUCCCCAGGGACCUCUCCAGCAGUGGCAGCAGUGGAACCAGACUCAACAGGUCAAACAGAUGAUCCAUCUGGAUUGGUGGGUGCAGAGGGAUACACAGAGCCAGCCGGGCACGAGGAAGAAGAGGAGCAGCCUUUACCGGGGGAGCCUGACACAGCUGAGCUUCGCAGGCGCCGGCUUCAGAAACUGGAAUCCUCCUCUCCCCCUUCCCAUUGACACCCCUCCCACCCCCCUUUCCUAAGUACCUUGUCUUGCCUGGGUUACCGUUUGACACUGACUUUUUCUUUUGAAAAGCAGCGUGUGCGGUGGUGGUUGGGGAUGCGACAAGAGAAAUGAGACUCUGCUAUCGCUCUGUUUAGAAUGUUCUAACCUGCACCAAGUGCUGACUUGACAUGAGAGUGCUAGGGCCGCUAUGCUGGGGCUCAGAAUUGACUCUUUAAUCUGCCAUGGUUUCUAAUUUAAAAACAACAACAACAACAACAACAAAAACCCACCGCCCAGUCUGCAGCUGUCCUCUCUCUGAUGUGGAGAUUCAGUCAUACCCACCUGUGCACUAACUGUUCUAAUUCCAGAGCCUUCCCAGCAGCAUUCCCUGAAAAGCAGGGUCCUUCUACAAAACACGAUGCACAGGGCUGAGGUGGUCAGACCCCAGGGACUUCCGUGGUGUGCCACUUAACUGCAGUGGGCAUAUCUAUCGUUUAGAAAGCUGCCCUUCCUCCCCCCAUCUGCCUAACAGGAGUUGGGUGGUAACUUCUCAAAAUAGUUCUCUUCUGCUUUAACCCGGUUCUUUCUACCUCUGUGGCAUUCAUAUGGCGGCUGGCCUCCAUCCUCAAGCAAUGCCUUCUGGGCUCAUCCUAACAAUGUUAAUGUCUAGCUGAAGGAAGUCCAUAAGAAACAUUCUCCCAUCAUGAAAGGGGGAAAGAGGUGUAUUUCCUUAACAAACUACCCAUGGAAGGAUACCUGUAAGUGAGCAUAGUCUCAGCUUUAUACGUAGGAGCAAUGUAUGUAGGUGACUCAGUUCAAGGUGAGAGGAGUUCAUGAAACACACUUGUUGUCCCCUGCUAAUACUCAGCCAGAACUCCCAAGACAGUUAAGCCUAAGGAUGGCAGGAUCCAGACCCUAGGUGUUUCUGGUAGUCAUUGCUAGUUUGGCUUGGUUUGUGGUGGGGUAAAGUUAAAACAUCAACCAUCACUUCUGCUUCAUACCUUUUUUUGAAUUUAUUUUUGUUGAGUGAGGAGCACUGAAUGGAGCAGUGGACGCUGUGGGAGAGUUGUGAGAUUGCUUUAAAGUCCAUUUUUAACUUUAUUUUCUCUCUGCGUGCUCUAGUGUGGGUGGAGAUCAACAUUCUGCAUCAUCUGAGGAAGCCCAGUGGGGGCUCUCGCAAUCUAGAAUUUAACUUAGUGCAAAUGACUUCAGUAUUGAUCACAAACUGUGAUGCUUAAAGAGUUUUAUCCAAAUGGCAUUGGGAUGAUCAUCUUAGAAGGGGAUGAUCGUGCAGUUAAAACCCCUCCCCUGGAUUACACUGCUCAAAUAUUCAUCCCAGCAAGAAGAACAUCUUCUGGAUGUAGAAUGGAGUCUGCUAGACCUUUGAAACCAGAGUAUUGAUUUGCCUGUGUUUAGCAAUGAAUCUAUGCUGAUGGCACAGAUAGCGAAGAAUUUAGAAGUUAGUCAGAUGUAGUUAAUAUUCCCCCCUUCUCUGUGCCCCACGACCAGAGAAGCACUUGUCAUGUUUCCCGUAUCGAAGAAUUGGAGAAGUUGCAGUAGCCAUGGCUACUCAAUGACACUUCUGGCCUUUGAUACUCUCUAAUGUUGGAGCUUUCACAUGCUUUAUUCAUCAUAGUGACACUUUAAUUGCUAAGGAGUUGAGAGAUGAAAUGCCUCUUCACCUCCAGUCUUACUUGGAAGCGAAUGGGCCAACCUCAUCCUUUGUGAUUCUACUUAAGUCCAUGCUUUUAUGCCUGGGAUGAAAAUGGCUUAUUGGCCAGGUUCAUGUUGUUCUGUCUGUAUGCAGGCCAUGGUCCCGUAGCCAUCUUCUGUGAAUUGUCCCCAUGGAUCUUGUACAGCUCCUGGCACCACCGUCAGGUUCUCUAAGAGCUGCUUUCAAGACACAAAACAGUCACCUCUGCUUUUUAUUCUUUUUUAUAGCAGUGGCCUAACAACUUCAGAAGAGUUUAUUAAGGGUUGCAUGGACUCUUGUUGAUUGACAGUAUUAGUGGUGGAACUCCUAUAGGAAAAUACCUUUACUUUGGAUAAAUAAGUAGAAACUUCCCAUUAGCAAUGAGACCCUGCUCAUCCAGUCUGUUUUACUACCAAGACUCUGUAGGUCAAUUAAAGGACAUUAGGCUAAUUGAUAUAAGAACAUAUGACUUUAUGGGUUUGUUACUUGUAGCACCUUCACAUAUGUUAGAUUUUUAGUAACUCCUCUGCAAUCUGUCCAGCCUAGUUCUUUCCCCAGAUCCUUGCUUGCAUACCAAUGCACCUUAAAAGACUAACACCAAAUUCAAAAAUUUUUGGAUUGAUGUAAGCAAGCAAUUAAAGCGUGGUCAUGGUUAUGGACCAUGAGUUUGUUCAGUCUGUUAGUAAUCAGCUGGAAAAGGCUCUUGGCUACCUUGGCCAUUAUGAUAGGCUACUUCUGUCCCUUUUUGUGUGAGCCUAUAUAAUUUUAAAAACAGGACAAAUAGGUUAAGACAACAGGCAAGGAUAUUAAAGUCCUUAAACAUUGUGUUUCAGAAAUGUAAUUUGAGAGGACUAAUCUGACUUGUAAUUGUUUGACACGUCUCCUGAGUGUAAGUCAUGACAGGGGGAUCACUUAAGUGACUUAGGAGCACCAGUCCUGUUGACUUUCAGUGGGACGGUGCUCCUAGAAGUCCCCGAGUGAUUUGAAAAUCCCAUCCAAUAGAGUUAUGUGAACUCACAUACCUAAUGCAAACAUAAUACAGUAUACGCACCCCUGUAUCUAAAGGGAUAUCAACUUAAUGGGGAAGUAAGCCAUGGGCUGGAUUUAGAUAGGAGAGGUAAUGAAGGGUUAAGUAAGCAUUUUUAGUAUAAGGAAGAUGCUCUGCAACAGGCAAUAGAUUACAUUAUAGAACCAGCACUGAAUGAGUCGUAAAAUUCCUCUCCUCC
This is a messenger RNA of Terrapene triunguis (Three-toed box turtle), 4907 nucleotides long. RefSeq names its product synoviolin 1 (gene SYVN1). The transcript has 16 exons. The record is from RefSeq and is a predicted model, not a curated record. The coding region runs from base 57 to 2000 and encodes 647 amino acids. Gene Ontology annotation, cellular component: cytoplasm. NCBI's taxonomy places the organism in Eukaryota, Metazoa, Chordata, Testudines, Emydidae.